AUGAUCCAGAAUAUAGGCUUACAGGAUUUCGAAAUCUGUUAGACACAUAGAGAAAAAAUAGUUUACAUUGAUAAAGAAUAAUCAGACUCAGCAAAAAGGGCCCUAUGCUAUCAAUGUGUUGCUGAAUAGGAAAAAAAUAGAAAUCUAAAAAUGAUAGAUAAUAUCAAAAGCCAACUAUCUAAUUUAAUGGAGUAUUUAAUUUAAAACAGAGAAUCGCGAACAUAAUAAAAUAUUGAUUUGUUAAAAGAAUUACAUAAUUUUUUACAAUAAUAAUAAGGAAAAUUUUGUUACUAAAUAGAAAAAUGUCAAUAGAACAUAUAUAAUUAAAUAAGUCUGUUACAAAAGGCUAACUUAUAAUACAAAAAUAAAAUAAGCCAAAUAACAAUACAUGAUUUGAAUAGUCCAGACAAACUAAAGUCUUAGAUAAAAAAAGAAGUUAUAGAUUGCAAGGGUGUAAAGGAAUUUUUGAUAAAACAAAUAAAUGGUUUUGAAGUAUUUUCAAUAAAGUAAUAAUUUGAAGAAAGAAUAUAAAAAAUUGAUUUUGGAGAUUAAAAUUUAGAAUUAGAAUAACUAUGUAAUUUGGAAUUAGUGAACAACGAAAAUGAAUAAUAACAAAAGAAUAUUUGGAAGUGUGACCUACAUAAGGAGGAGAUUAUGUUUAUAGAUUUGGGACAUCAAUAAACUAUUCCUAAUCGAUUGGCAUGUAGAAAAUGUGUGCCAAAAUAUAAUAUUUAGUUUACAAAUAUCGAAGAUUUGUAAAUGUAAUGGUAAAAGUAUGAUUAAGAUACUCAAAAGUCAGCUUAGGCCUAUCUAAAUUUCCAAAAAAAGAUUAAUAAUUAAAUUUUAAAAACAAUAUAAGAAUUCAAGACUGAAGUCAAUCAGGAUAUUGAUGGAUUAUGUUAAUUAAUUUAAAAAUCACUUUAAUUCAACGUUUAUGAUUCAUUUUACAAACCUUUUACAUUGUUAUAGAAAGAUUGGCUAACCAUUUCAAGGGAUGAAAUCAUUAUUAUUGCAGAUUCUAUAAGUUAAAAAAAUAGAGACUAAAUUAUUAAAGCAAAUGUCAGAAAUGAAUUCAAAAAUAAUGAGUAAUUUAUAAAAAAUACUAUUGCAAGUAAUUUCUAAAAGAUCUAAAGUCUUAUCAAUACAUUAUUAUCUGAGAUAUAGGAAACAAUACCUUAAGAAAACAAUCUUUAUCUAUAAACUAAAAAACACUAUUAAAUAAGAAAACCAAAAAAUUAUUCAUUUCUUGGUCCUACAACAACCCGUAAUGAACAAUUCCUUACUGAAAACUCUCCAACAAUUAAGAGAGAAUUUAAUAUUGAGUCUAAUCGUGAUUCUUUAGAAAUAGAUACAAUUGAUCGAGAUUCUCCUUAAUUAAACAAGAUUUCUAGGAUGAAAUCCCUUUUUAGGUAAAAUUGGGCCAAAAACAUUUAAAGGCCAUUUCAAUAUGAAGUGGUCUGUGAGAUUAAUGAAAACUCACAAACUUUUACCUUUGCCAUUAAUUCUUAAUGUUCAAUUUUGGUUUUGGGAUAAUAUAGAGGACAAAUCAAAGUUUUCUCAUUUUCUAAUGGAUCAUUAAAAUUGAUAUAGGUUUUAAGUGAACAUAAUUUUAAUGUAAAAUGUCUUUACUUUAUGAAACAAUCUUCAUCAUUUUUAUCUGGGAGCAAUGAUAGAUCCAUAAUAAUUUGGGAGGAAGAUUAUAAUAAAAGGUGGUAUAGUUGUCAGAAAUUAGUAGGUCAUUAAGGGUAUGUUUAAUGUCUCAUCAUGAAUACUUAAGAAAACCUUAUAAUUUCAGGUAGUUAAGAUAAGACUAUAAUAUUUUGGAUCAAAGAAAUUGAUUGGAAGUGUCAUUAGAUAUUGAGGGCACACGAAAAUAGUGUAAGGAGUAUUAGUUUAAAUGCUGUUGAAGAUUAAUUAAUAUCUUGUGCAGAGGAAGAUUUCAAAGUAUUAGUUAUAUAACUUUAAAACGAUCAUAAAACUUGGGCCAUAGUACAUGAGAUUAAAGUAAAUUACUGGGGUUCAAGUGUACUUUUCAUAAAUGAAAGUAUGUUUGCAUUCUAACCACAUGGGAUUGAUUAGCUUUAUCUCUUCAAAUAAUAAAGGAAUUAGAAAAAUUAAUAUAUCUUUAAGGAAUAGAUAGCUAUUAAAAGUGGACAAAAUUGUACUGCUUUAUUUCCUCUAGUUUUCAUAAAGUAAAAAUCUAUUUUGAUGACAAAAAAUGGUCUAUUUAUCAAUAUAAUUCGAAAAGAUAAGAAUGAUGAAUACGUAAUUGAAUAAUCAUUCGAAAAUUCUGUAAAUUGUUGCGGAAUUUAAGGAACUCUGUCAUCAAAUGGAGAAUUUCUAAUAAUAUGGGAUGGACAAGUCAAUAGGAUCAUAGUAAGGAGGUUUGAACAAUAUUGA
This is a messenger RNA of Paramecium tetraurelia, 2400 nucleotides long. RefSeq lists its product as uncharacterized. Gene Ontology annotation, cellular component: cytosolic [4Fe-4S] assembly targeting complex. The record is from RefSeq and is a predicted model, not a curated record. Lineage: Eukaryota; Ciliophora; Oligohymenophorea; Peniculida; Parameciidae. Gene Ontology annotation, biological process: iron-sulfur cluster assembly. The transcript has a single exon. Gene Ontology annotation, molecular function: protein binding.